Kockovaella imperatae is the source of this 1071-nucleotide messenger RNA. RefSeq names its product putative mitochondrion protein. The record is from RefSeq and is a predicted model, not a curated record. Gene Ontology annotation, cellular component: mitochondrion. NCBI's taxonomy places the organism in Eukaryota, Fungi, Basidiomycota, Tremellomycetes, Tremellales, Cuniculitremaceae. The transcript is spliced from 5 exons. Gene Ontology annotation, molecular function: protein-containing complex binding. The coding region runs from base 65 to 973 and encodes 302 amino acids.
UUCUUGACUUCUGACAUUUUAUCUCGAUCUUGCAGGGAGUGACGAGCUUUCUCUGAAGGUAGUGAUGUCCAUCCAAAAGCUGCUGGUAGUAGGAGGGAACGGCUUCUUAGGCUCUGCGAUAUGCAAAGCAGCCGUUGGUCGAGGAUGGGAGGUAUCUAGUAUGAGCUCCUCUGGUAAACCCUACGCAACGCCGGCUGGGCAUGCUCCAAAGUGGGUGGACGCUGUACAAUGGCACGCCGCCAAUGCGUUCGAACCCUCCUCCUACUCUUCCCUGGUAGACUCAUCCACAGCUGUCGUGCACACUCUCGGGAUACUCCUUGAAGAUGCUGGCUACAAGAAAGCAGUCCGCGAUGGAAAUGUCUUUGGCGUGCUGGGAGCCAUAGCAAAGGGAGUGACUGGCGGACAGAGCUCAAAUCCAUUGAAGACGGGGACUGAGAGAAGGCUAGGAUAUGAAGGGAUGAACCGAGACUCUGCGCUGCAUGUUUUGGACACGAUGAUGGCUUCGUCAUCCAAGAACAAGAGCCGGCCAUUCGUUUACAUUUCUGCAGCUGAUGCUUUCCGACCUAUCGUACCGGAAAGAUACGUCGAGACCAAGAGGGAAGCAGAGCGAGAGAUCUUCAGAAGAUGUCAGGAGGAUCCGGCCCGAGGCAUUCGACCGGUGUUUAUCCGGCCAGGCCUGAUGUACCACCCGCACGUUCGACCCAUAUCGACUCUGCCCGCAUUCCUCUUAUCUGUCUCUGCCUCUCUUCCUCUUCCCAACAUCUUCGCGUCGCGCUCUUUAUUGGGCUCUAGUGUCACCUCGCUCAAGACUCACCCCAUACAUGUUGAUCACGUAGCGGAGGCUAUACUACGAUCCAUAGACGAUCCAGAAAGAGUUGGCGUAGUCGAUGUGGAAUUGAUGAGAUCAUGGGCUGGUUUUCAGGACGCAGAGGAGGCUGUCAGACGGCGGAGUGGUCUGGAGAGCAUACAUUGAUGGGUAUACUCUGACAUUAUGCUUCAUUCAAGAUCCCUGCCUACGGCAGCUAGUUAUAGGGUCUAUGUGUAAUUCGAUUUGACGAUGCGACAUUAUAA